Messenger RNA from Leguminivora glycinivorella, 2434 nucleotides. Its product is annotated as proton-coupled amino acid transporter-like protein pathetic. Gene Ontology annotation, molecular function: amino acid transmembrane transporter activity. Gene Ontology annotation, cellular component: vacuolar membrane. Gene Ontology annotation, biological process: amino acid transmembrane transport. The coding region runs from base 466 to 1851 and encodes 461 amino acids. Lineage: Eukaryota; Metazoa; Arthropoda; Insecta; Lepidoptera; Tortricidae. The transcript has 6 exons. The record is from RefSeq and is a predicted model, not a curated record.
AAAAUUUGACAGAAGUCAAAAAUGUUAUUUGAUUUGAUCCUGAUGAUCCUGUCCAAAUUUGAUUCAGCUCCGAUUUGGUCGCUAACGAGGAAUGAGCGCUCAAAAAUCAAUUUUAUUUGAUGAUAACCCAUUAUCUUAUCAACAAUUCUCCAAGUAUCCUACUAACUAGUAUUUUAUUGACUGCGACGGGAGAAGUCGAGACACACUGACGUUAUCGGUUUUCGUCAUAAUACGCACGCUCGUUCUCCAAUUUGUGCGGACGAUCAAAUGUUAAUUCAUUUAAAUUAAUUGCAUGGAUCAUAACUGCACAAAGUAAUUAAACUCGGUUAAGUUUAUGCAAAUUCGGUCAACAAAUCGAUUGUUUAAACUCAUUGUUUCUUCGUGCUGUGAAUAUAUCCUCGCAGUGUUCGCGCAAAAUAUUCUAAUGGAAAUUCGGUGUUAAAAAGUUUUUGAAACAAAAUUAUAAUGAGUGAUGAAAAACAACCACUUCUGACGGGGCCCUGUAUUGCGAUCGAACAUGCAGAGGUGCAGAGGGAAGCUGUGGAGUUGUCCAGUGAUGCAAUUAUUCCAGUCAAAGAUGAGAAACCGAAGUCUGACUACAACCCGGCCUCGGAAAGGCACCUGGAGCACCCCACCUCCAACUUCGACACAAUGAUCCAUUUGCUGAAAGGGAACAUUGGCACAGGGAUUCUAGCUAUGCCGGAUGCCUUCAAGAAUGCAGGCUUAUUGUUUGGCGUAUUCGGCACGCUGUUCAUGGGCGCGGUGUGUACACACUGCAUGCACAUGCUAGUGCGGUGUUCACACGAGCUCUGCAUCAGGAACCAGAGACCUGCGCUCAGCUUUUCAGAAGUCGUUGAGGAUGCCUUUAUGUCCGGACCAGUGCCGUUAAGGCCGUACGCUAAGAAAAUGAAAAACGUGAUCAACGUGUUCCUCGUCGUAACGCAACUCGGCUUCUGCUGCGUCUACUUCCUAUUCGUCGCCACCAACUUGCAAGACACGCUUCGCUUCUUCCACAUCAACUUGAGCGUUCACAGCUACCUAGUCCUUCUCUUCCCGCCUAUAGUAGCGCUCGCUAUGGUGAAGAACCUGAAGUAUCUGACCCCAGUAUCGCUGAUAGCGUCUAUAAUGACCGCGUGGGGGCUGGUGAUCACGUUCUACUACAUACUGCAAGACUUGCCGAGAACGAAUUCGGUGAAGCCGUUCGCGAGCUGGCAUCAGCUGCCGCUGUAUUUUGGGACUGCUAUCUACGCGUUUGAGGGGAUUGGUGUGGUUCUACCACUCGAGAACAACAUGAAGACGCCCGAAGACUUCGGCGGUUGGAACGGCGUGCUCAACACCGGCAUGGUCAUAGUGGCGGCGCUUUAUACUGCUAUUGGCUUCUUCGGGUACCUGAAGUAUGGAGAACAUGUGCUCGGCAGCAUCACGCUCAACUUGCCCAACGACUUUCUUGCGCAAAGCGUCCGCGCGGUAAUGGCGGCGUCAAUAUUCCUCUCCUACGGCCUCCAGUUCUACGUGCCCAUGGGCAUCGUAUGGCCUUUCGUCAAGUCCAGGCUGACCUCAGAGAACGCGCUCAAACACGGCGAGAACGUCACGAGACUCGUACUGAUCACGAUCACUUUCGCGGCCGCCGCCAUAAUUCCGAACCUGAGCGGCAUCAUCUCUCUAGUCGGAGCCGUCAGCAGCUCGGCCCUGGCGCUCAUCUUUCCUCCCAUCAUCGAGAUCAUGACCUUCUGGCCCGACAACCUGGGCAAAAACAACUGGAUGCUCUACAAGGAUAUACUGCUGAUAGUGUUCGGGCUGACCGGCUUCGUGUUUGGCACUUAUGCUAGCGUCAGCAACAUCUUACACUGAGAUGAUUUAGAGCUAAGUUUGAUGGACGUAUUCGCUUUUGUGUCAAAGUCGUAUAAUGCUGACAGCUCCUAUCAAACAUCUUCCCGUCAUUGUUUAUGGACGUUCUGGCCAGAUAACCCGGUAAAAACAACUGGAUGCUCUACUAGGACAUAUUACUGAUAGUGUUCGGGCUGACCGGCUUCGUCUUCGGCACAUAUGCUAGCGUCAGCAAUAUUCGGACGGCCAAGUUCGAUGGACGUAUUCGCUUUAGUGUCAAAGUCGUAAAAUGCUGACAGCUCCUACUUUUCCUUUUGCCAUCAUCGUUCAUUUUACUGAUAUUUUUCGUGUUGACCGGCUUUGCAAUUUCUGCUAACGUCACCAAUAUUCUGCAUUGAGGUAGUUAAGUUUACGGAAAGCUAAGUUCGAUGGAUGUUAGGUACUCGAUUUUGUGUCAAAGAUGUAAAGAAGGAAAAUAAAUCAGAGGGGCUAAUGCAAUGAUCGAAAUGCGAAUUUUGCCUGUCUGCAUCCUAUCAUAUUUCAUGCAGGAGCUAAAUUGUUCUCAUUUAGUUUAGAUUUUGGCUUGAAGGCUUGUGUGUACUUAUAC